Messenger RNA from Stegodyphus dumicola, 3966 nucleotides. RefSeq names its product mitochondrial amidoxime reducing component 2-like. The record is from RefSeq and is a predicted model, not a curated record. NCBI's taxonomy places the organism in Eukaryota, Metazoa, Arthropoda, Arachnida, Araneae, Eresidae. Gene Ontology annotation, molecular function: molybdenum ion binding; pyridoxal phosphate binding; catalytic activity.
UACAUUUGUCUUAGAAUAUCUUUGCAUUUGUCUUAGAAUAUCUUUGCAGUAAACACUCAAAAGAUAUUCGUUAAAAUAAUCUUUCACAGAGUUCGCCUGCGAAAUUAUUUCAGAAGCAAGUUCCAGAAAUGUCUCAGACUUGGAAAACGGGCAUUCUGUUAUUAGCUGCUGUUGCUUUGAGUGCAGCUGGGAUUUUGAUUUGGAAAAAGAAGAAAAGAAGCUAUGUCAAAGUGGGAAAGAUUGCAAAAAUACUCUUUUAUCCUGUCAAGUCUAUGAAAGGGUUUGAAAUCACGGAAGGAAAAUGCACUGGAAAAGGAUUGGAAGUUAAUGGUCUUCUAGAUAGGUCUUUCAUGUUAAUUGGAGAUGACGGCGUUUAUUUUUCUCAUGGUAAAGCUCCACUUCUUAGCUCGUUGCCUCCACCACAAAUCCAAGGAAAAUAUCUCAUAAUCUCGAAACCUUCAGGGCUUGAUUUGAAAGUUGAAAUAAAAGAUUCUCCAACACCAGGGGAUAAACUUAUUGAAUGUCGAAUUUUUGAGGAUUCUGUUAAAGUAGUUGAUUGUGGAGAUGAAGCAGCAGCAUGGUUCCAGGAAUACCUGGAAACGCCUGGCGUCCGUCUGGUUCGUUAUUUUCCCUCCCUUCCCCCAAGGAAAUACCUAAAGCAAAACCCUUACGAGAGUCAAUUAAAAGCAAAACAUCCGAUAGGAUUGCAAAACAAGACUGCUAUUCACCUGAUGUCUCAGGCUUCCAUUGAUGAUUUGAAUUCGAGGAUAGAUGGAAGUAAUAAGGUGUCUUUUCUCAAUUUCAAGCCCAACAUUUUAGUAGAAGAAUGCGGAGCUUAUGACGAAGACUCGUGGAAAUACAUGAAGUUUAAUAGUGGAGUAGAACUCAUGAACUGGGAACUUACUGCCAGGUGCCUUCAGACCACAAUCAAUCCUGAUACAGGAGUAUUAACUUCUAAAGAACCUUUGGUCACCUUAAGAAAGUAUAGGAUUCCAAAAGAUCCCGAAGUAGUGGAGAAAAUAGGGGCAAGGCCUUGUCUUGGAAUACGUUGUAUCGUUCUUAAAUCUGGCAAUAUUUGUUUAAAUGAAGAUAUUCUCGGUGUAGUUAGUAAGAAGCCGCUGAUGAAGCAAUGAGGAAAGAUGGCUAUACUUUUCCUAAACAAAAAUGUGAACCAUACUAUUUUAAAUACGAGAUAUUUAAGAAAUGUUUGCUAAUGUGUUAAAUAAUUUACUAGUAUAACUUAAUUUAAAUUAUUUGAUACUGUAAAAUAUCUUUAAGUAAUAGCUAUUUUUUAAAUAUGAAAUGUUUCAAAAAUGAUCGAAACAAAUUUUAAAAAGUGCUAGAACUUAACUGUUUAUUUAAAUCACAGAAUGCAUGGCCUAAAAUGCAAUUACCGGUACCUAGAAGGUGCCUGCUUGCUAGCAAGAGGCAGUUUUGGAAGCAUAAAUUCACCCCAGUUUCUGAGGCAAUGGAUCAGUAUAUGAUUGGCGAGGCAGUUAAUAUUCAUUUUUCGAAUCUGACACACACACCGAAUAAUAAUUAUUGGCGGUAUUAAGACAAUAAGAAUCAGCGUAAUAUUCAUAAACUUGCAGGUCUAGUAUCGAAGGUUUAAAUGUAAAAUUUCUUCUUCAACAACAGAAAUGCAAAUCUUCAGAAGGUUUUUUUUUAAACCUUUGAAUUUCCGCAGAUGAAAAAGAGGGUUCUAUGUGUAAACCUUCGAGAAUAGUCCUGCAAAUUUUCUAAUAUUGGGCUGAUUUUUAUUAUCUUAACACCUUCAAUAAUGCAUUUUUCGAUUCUAUAGAAAGAAUCAUUGUAUGUUCCUGCAGAAGGCCAGAUAUGCUUCAGAAAAUUUCAACAGCCAUUCGACGGCAUAUGGUUCUAGCACAACAGGCACCAGUCGUGAUAGAACAAUUUCGAAAAUGGAUACCAUUUUCACUUCCCCUAUCUAGGCUCUCAACAAUCACCUCUGCCUCGUCUCGAUUUCAUUUUGUAGAGACAUUUAAAAAGCAUCGUGAGACUUCUUUUAAAUCCAAUGCUGAAUUAUUUGCCAUAAUUUCUGUCGAUGCUGCAGCUGUUAAGUAUCUGGUAUAUUCGAAAACUAUUGCCAAUUUCUCUAUCGCCGUUAUAUGUUAGCCUUUGGUGAUUGAUUUUUAGAGUAAAUAUUGUAAUUAUUAUUGAUUAAACUUGUGUUUGAAUGGUCUGUAUUGUUUCUUGCGUCUGCUCAUCCUCCUUAGCUUUACCAUCGAAAGCUUUCUAGCCUUUCUGCGUUUCAUUUCGAUUUUAUAAUCUCUAACCUACCCUUCCGCUGGAAAAAAAUAUUUUAAUAUGCUCUAUUAUUUAAUAAAGUUGCAAGGAAGCUAGCUAUUUUUAAUGUUAAUAUCUAGCUUCUUGAAGGCAACCAAGCUACUUAUCGCCCCACUCUAAACUUUCAGUAAAAUAGCAGUGUUUCAGGAGGAAGUUUCCAACAAACAUUUUAUUUAGUUCUUCAGAUUAACAAUGUAUACAGUUCGUGUGAUAAGAAAGACUCCGCUGCUUGCGAGAUCUACAGAGCACAAAAGUUAAAUUAAAACUGAGGUAUUUUAAAUAUGUCCACCUAUAAGUUUUGUCUUUAAUCAAGCGAGCAAACAAGGGCAGCAAAGGCUAAAGUCGAUUCAAGUAAAUUAAGCUGGGAAAAUAUCGCAUCGAGACUGUCAGCUAAGGGUCAGUGUACACCAAUUGUUUAACUACAUGGGUAUAGCCCUACUGCACUAACUAUUUACCUCACAGCACACAGCAGGGCUCCACAAAAACCUACCGAGUACCUUGAAAAAUGUUUUACAGUUGUUUUCUUUUCGCACUAACUAAAAUUUAGUGCAGUUGGGGAUUAACAUAUUUACAACAGUUUAAAACAUGUGAUGUCUUUUACACUUAUAAUAUAGUUGUUUAGACAAUAUAUCAUAUACUUACAAGAAUUAAUUUACAACAGUUAGUGUCUUUAACACUUUACACUUACAACUCUUCGAUAAUUCAUAAUCUGAAUAAAACAUUUAUUUGUUACAAAAUAUUUGUACAUAAUAUCCAUCAGCGGUCGCUUGGGCACUGAAAAGACUUCGAAUACUUGUGCCUUACAUACUUACAGCAAAUAUUGAACAGUUGGUUCCUUUCGCACUUAUACAAAUAUAGAACAGGUGGUGCCUUUGGAACUUACAAAUUUUAGAAGAGUUGGUGUCUUUUGCAUUUACAGUAAUAUAGAACAGUUGAUGCCUUUCGCACUUAUAAAAAUUUACACUUACAAAUCUUCAAUAAUUAAUGUGCAAUUUGAAUAAAAUAUUUAUUUUUUACGAAAUAUUUUUAUACAAUAUAGUCAGUGGUCGCUGCCAAAAAAAAGUCACUCUCGAAUUCAAGAGCUUUAUUCUUAUAUAUAUUAGCUAAUUUAUAUCCAGACAGGAGGCGGCGAAAGUAGAACUGAUAGUAAUAUAUAUAACUCAUCAGAAUAUAGGUAAUAAGAAAACGAAUUUAUAAACACGAAGCCCUACAAAAUUUCUCUCAUCGUUUUUAGAACAGUCUAUGCCUAUAUAAGAAUUACAUACAGUGAAAGACGCUACAAAGAGAAAUAUAUAAUAAAAUCAAAUUUAGUUUAAUUUUAUUAAUUAUUUAUUGUUUCUGUUAAUUAAAUCUUUAACUUAUUUAGAAAUCUUAAUGAACUAAAGAGAGCCAAAUAUAUUUUUUUAAUUUUAUUAAAUCAUUCAGUUUAUUUGUCUGAAAUAUGGAUCUAAAUAACAUAAUGCCUGAAACAAUCGAAGCCAGAUCAGCUGAAAUGUAUUUUACUGUGCUUAUCAUAACGCAUUUUUAAUAUCGAACAUAUAACCAUUAAAUGUUAAUCUUUCUUUAUUUACAAUUUUUCUAGUAACGUUUAUUACUUUUUUAACUGUAAAUAAAAAAAAAGUAUUUAUUAUUGCUGGAGAAUGUACAGGCAUUUUUGUGAAU